UGGAGUGCUCUUCGAGUGGGGCGUCAUGGCUCGUAUUCAGUUGAACGACUCGAAAGUCUAGAUCAUUAUUGCAAAACCACAUCAAGAACUCGAGUCGCCUCGGUGUGCCUACUCACACCACUACCAGCGUUAACAACGGCAGCAUUGUUGGAGUGCUUGUCAUUGCGACCUCCAUCUGAAGGUUGGCGAGCAAAUUGGAUGUUCUGGAUUCGUCUGAGCUUGACA
This is a messenger RNA of Phytophthora sojae, 225 nucleotides long. RefSeq lists its product as hypothetical. NCBI's taxonomy places the organism in Eukaryota, Oomycota, Peronosporomycetes, Peronosporales, Peronosporaceae. The record is from RefSeq and is a predicted model, not a curated record. The annotation marks the transcript as partial. The transcript has a single exon.